This is a messenger RNA of Varanus komodoensis (Komodo dragon), 1934 nucleotides long. It is a transcript of the gene HTR4, whose product is annotated as 5-hydroxytryptamine receptor 4. The transcript is spliced from 5 exons. The record is from RefSeq and is a predicted model, not a curated record. Gene Ontology annotation, molecular function: G protein-coupled serotonin receptor activity. Lineage: Eukaryota; Metazoa; Chordata; Lepidosauria; Squamata; Varanidae. Gene Ontology annotation, cellular component: plasma membrane. The annotation marks the transcript as partial. Gene Ontology annotation, biological process: adenylate cyclase-activating adrenergic receptor signaling pathway; regulation of appetite; chemical synaptic transmission.
CUUUAUAGCUCAGCUGAGGGAUUUGGCGUGGCAAAGAUUGCACUGCUCACCUUUAUCUCUGCAGUUAUUCUUAUGGCUAUCCUGGGGAAUCUGUUGGUGAUGGUGGCUGUAUGCCGAGACAGGCAGCUUAGGAAAAUCAAGACCAAUUAUUUCAUAGUUUCUCUCGCCUUUGCCGAUUUGCUUGUAUCAGUCUUGGUGAUGCCAUUCGGAGCCAUUGAACUAGUUCGGGAUAACUGGAUUUAUGGAAGGAUGUUCUGUUUGGUCCGCACAUCUCUAGAUGUCCUCCUCACUACAGCAUCAAUUCUCCACCUCUGCUGUAUCUCACUAGACAGGUACUAUGCUAUCUGCUGCCAACCACUGGUUUAUAGGAAUAAGAUGACUCCACUGCGUAUUGCUCUGAUGCUGGGAGGAUGUUGGGUAAUCCCAAUGUUUAUUUCUUUUCUCCCUAUAAUGCAAGGCUGGAAUAGCAUUGGCAUAAUGGACUUGAUAGAGAAAAGGCAGUUCAACAACGUGUCCAAUGCAACAUACUGCAUAUUUAUGGUCAACAAGCCCUAUGCCAUCACCUGCUCAGUGGUGGCUUUCUACAUUCCUUUCCUGCUAAUGGUGCUAGCCUACUACCGGAUAUAUGUUACAGCCAGGGAGCAUGCGCACCAGAUACGAAUUUUGCAGCGUGCAGGGGCACCGGCGGAUGGGCGGCCUCACCAUCCUGAUCAGCACAGCACACACCGUAUGAAGACUGAGACUAAAGCAGCCAAGACCCUCUGUAUCAUCAUGGGGUGCUUCUGCUUGUGUUGGGCACCCUUCUUCAUCACAAAUGUAAUAGACCCAUUCAUACACUACCAUGUUCCUAGCCAGCUAUGGACUGCCUUUUUGUGGCUGGGAUACAUCAAUUCAGGACUGAAUCCCUUCCUGUAUGCAUUCUUGAACAAGUCUUUCAGACGUGCCUUCCUCAUCAUCCUGUGCUGUGGGGAUGAACGAUACCGAAGGCCUUCCAUCUUGGGACAAACGGUCCCCUGUUCCACAACUACUAUAAAUGGGUCGACUCAUGUGCUAAGGUAUACAGUCUUGUACAAUGGGCAUCACCUGGAACAUGACAAGCUUCCAAUCCACAAUGACCCAGAAUCCCAAGAGUCCUGCUUCUGACUAAGGUCCCAGGAUAUGAUCUGCAAGACAGGAAAGUCAAAAGAUCAUGUCGGGAACAUAAUGCCCGAUCAAUGUUGGCUGCAUUGCCAUAACACUGUCCUCUGCUGAUUGGACAGUGUUAACCGACAUUGACAUUGGAACCGACCGCAAGAAUCUGUUUACCAACCGGAAAGAAGGGGCGCAUUUUACAAAGGACAAUGGCAAUCUUUCUGUUGCUGCAGAGUGACGCCUGGAAAGUUCAAGUCCUUUGCAUGUGAUGAGCAACCAGUAAGCAACACGCCUGAUAGUUCUUGUGCUUGCUCCAAUUGAUGUGUGUUUGUAAGCACAUCUUUUUGUUAUGCGACAGUAUGAGUUUUUCCCAGAUGUUCAACUUCAAGAUGAAGUGCUAAUAUCAAAAACUACAAUUUUGAUUUACCAAAAAUAGGAACUGAGACUUACUUUUCUCUGUUUUUUAUUUUUAAAUCAUGAACUCUUGUUCAAGAAAUGAACUCCCUGUCCCUGUGCAACAACAAAGGAAACAGUCAUUCUGUAGAUAAUUUCCUGCCAGUCCUGUCUCCCUGCCAAGAUAUGCAAAGGAGCAGAAAUAGCCUAAGGAGAGCUGAAAUGAAACUAUGAUUGUUCACGAAGUCUUGCAACUCCCAACAAACUGGUCUAUGUGAACAAAGUGGUCAUCGGGCAACAGUUGCUUUCAUUAAAAAGAUGCUGCUUUCAGUCUCCUCACAUGUCUAGAUAAACAGUGUACAGCAUUGCUUCAAAGAAGAGUUGCUCCAGAGGCAGCCCAGUGAAGAAGA